AUGAAGGAAGUUGAAGAGGCUCGACUGAAGGCAGAGGAGGCAGACAAGAAGGCGAAAGCUGAGUUUGAGAGAAGGGUACAAGAAGAGAUCGCGAAGAGAAUUGCUCAGGAAGCAAAACCUACUGUUGCCCUAACUCAGCCUCCUAUCAAAUUCAAGGAUGCUGUUGGCAGAAGAUUCAGCUUUCCUUUCCAUCUAUGCAAGGCCUGGCAGGGCAUGGAAGGACUCAUCAAGCAGGCAUUUCUGAACGUAGACAUUAUUGGCGACUAUGUCAUGGAAGGCCGGUAUGAUCUGCUCAAUUCCGAAGGAAUCAUCAUAUUGCCCAGCUAUUGGGAAACUGUCAUCCAACCU
Trematosphaeria pertusa is the source of this 348-nucleotide messenger RNA. RefSeq lists its product as uncharacterized. The transcript has 2 exons. The annotation marks the transcript as partial. The record is from RefSeq and is a predicted model, not a curated record. Lineage: Eukaryota; Fungi; Ascomycota; Dothideomycetes; Pleosporales; Trematosphaeriaceae.